Gasterosteus aculeatus aculeatus (three-spined stickleback) is the source of this 893-nucleotide messenger RNA. RefSeq lists its product as uncharacterized. NCBI's taxonomy places the organism in Eukaryota, Metazoa, Chordata, Actinopteri, Perciformes, Gasterosteidae. Gene Ontology annotation, biological process: response to bacterium. The record is from RefSeq and is a predicted model, not a curated record.
CCUUAUUCAAUACCCCGCCCCUUUUCAAUAAAAUACCCUUUACACUUUUAUAUUGUGCACUUGCUGUCACAUGGUUAUUCGCAAUGGAGAGAGUGAACCUGGUUACAGCCUUGCUUCUGGGAAGCCUCAGCUGGAUGUCUGUCUCUGUAUCCGAGGCUCAGAAGGUUGUCCAGCCUGGUGAAGAAGUCACACUGACAUGCAUCAACAUUACCACCAAUCCAUCUCAGACAGAGUGGUUCAGAGUGACCAGCCAAAACAAGCCCAGCUGUAUCGCCUCUAUGUACGGGUCUGAAGGCAAAGUUUCGCCCUGUGUGGGAUUUCAAGAUGGAUUUGAAAUGAGCUCCAACAGCGUUAUUGUCGUUCUUAAAAUCAACCAAGUGGAUUUGUCUCACUCUGGACUGUAUUUCUGUGGAUUCUACAUUGACAAACAUACAAUCUUAUCCAAUGAAACUCUUUUGAUCGUUCAAGAUAACAAUCAAUCUGGUGAUGGAGCGGGUUCUAAUUCUGAGAAAGGGACUGAUGGAAUGACAAACCUAACGAGUGUGAUCCUGGCAGGUCUAACUCUUUUCUUCAUCAUAGUUGUUAUUGUUCUGGCUGUUAAAAACAGGAAACUUCAGACAGCUGCGAAUGAAGAACCAGGGCCAGAAAGAAACAAGGAUCUGCGCUCAGAUGAACCGAAUUACGCAGCUCUAAAAUUCCAGAUGAAACAAAAAGGGGGCCGAAGGCCUCCAUGUGAGAGGGAGCUGGAGACACAUGUUGUGUAUUCUGCCCCCAGAUAAUAGACUGAGGGUGACAACUGGAAUUGACGCUUUAUCAUAUUCAUCUGCUGGGGUGAUUUGGUCUGGGCAUUUAGUGGAAGGAGCCACUGGUAAUAAAUACAUUUCAAAUAUUUA